UGGAGCGGAGGAAGGCUGCGCACACUCUCUGUCUGCAGGAUUAGAACGUGGUUACCCCAGUCAACUUUCUCUCAAGUCGUCGGGGCAAAGAGGAAGAAAUACGAGGAAUAAGAUAAACGACUGGAGUGGUUACCCUCCUUCUCCUCCUCACACGGUAAAUUGAAUGAAGGGGCUCUUUCCGACUCGAAAAGCAUGAAGCAAGCUCAUGUAGCCUGGGAAUUGAUUUAAUAUACCCGUCCCGUCCUUGACUUCGUUGUUGUUUUUGACGGAUACACAUGUGUCGGGAAUGCUACCAUGGCCACGCCGAACAGCCUUCAGCAGCAGCAGGAUUACUUCAGAAGCGUCAGCAACGAAUCCACAACGUAUAUGAUGGUCCCGGCCACGGCAAACACGCGUCGCGAUGCCGCGCCAUCCAAGAUGUGGAUCGCAAUGGUGGUGAUUGUGGUGAUCGUUCUACAGAUUGCCUCGACCACCGGACUUUUCGUGUACCUGAAUAUGUCAGUAUCACAGGUGCGUAGCCAGGGUGUAACAGAGGAGCUGAAGUGUCUCAGUCUGUUAAAUGCUCUGGAUAAAGACCAAGACAUCCCAGAGAACCUGGCUCAGCUGUUUGGAGAGCCCUGCAUCAAACUGGCCGAGGGCAUCAAGGCCUACAUCUCUAAGGUGACAGAGAACAUAAUCUCAAAGCAGACGUUUCAAGAAGCGAGAACGUUACCUCACACCUUCAACACUUCGGGGUCAAAGUUCGCUACCUCUGUGCCCCAGCGGCCGUCAGCCCACCUGACCCUCAGAGACAGCAGCACUCAAGGGUCUCCCAUGUAUCCCACCCCCCAGCCCGACCUCCACCAAUCAUGUCGCCACCCAGUCCGCUCGUGGACCAAUCAGAGCUUCGGAGCCCACCUUCACAACAUGACCUUAGCCGAUGGGAGGCUGCGUGUGCCCCAGGAUGGGCGUUACUACAUGUACUCUCAGGUCUACUUCCGCUACCCUUCGCCCAGUGAAGGGGACCAGCCUACAGCCAGUCACCAGCUGGUCCAGUGUGUCUACAAGAAGACAUCCUACCUGCGGCCCAUCCAGCUGUUGAAGGGCGUAGGCACUAAGUGUUGGGCCCCAGAGGCAGAGUACGCCCUCCACUCUGUCUACCAGGGAGGGCUGUUUGAGCUGAGGGCCGGGGAUGAGCUCUUCGUCUCUGUCUCUUCCCCCACCAUGGUUCAUGCAGAGGAGUCAUCAAGUUAUUUUGGGGUUUUCCGUUUGGAUCUGUAAAGAUGGAUGGAGGAGAGAGAGAGGGGAGACCACUGCCAGAAGAGGGUAUGGGGUGAGAUGAAAAGGAUAGGGUGAGGAACGGAGGCAGCGUGAGGACACUGCCAGAGUUAGGAAUUAGGGGGUGAAAGGAGGGAUUUAGAGGAGAGGAGGAGGGAAGGGUGAGACCCCAAUGACUAACUCCCCCAUUCUUUCCAAAGUGAAUUGUAAAUAGAUCUGUAGAUUCUACAUGUGAAGGAGGGAGUUAUGAACCUGAAAACAUUGGAUGGACAUAGAGGAUCAAAAGACAGAAGAAUGUAUUCAUUUAUAAUUUACAUCAUAUAAUGUGGAACUAUGGAACAGAACGGUAGCAGAGAAAAAAGGCAAAGAAAUGUAUGUGAUGAUGUGAUAGCCAAGAGUGGUGCAGUAUGCUCGCUGUAUCUGUGCCAUUUAUACACACAUGACAUACUGCCUGUAUAGAAAGGAGUUGAGCACAGAACUAGAAUGAGUUAUAUUCUAAUCAUUCUAUUUCUGUGAAGUUGACUGUCUGUUCCAAAGGUUCUAACUGGACAUUCAGGCGGUUUGGGAAAUUAGAACAAAUACUAAUAUGUUGUAUACAAGACCAUUUAGAGAAAGAAGAAGAGUGGAUGACUUUUGCUCGCUGCAUUGUUUUGGACUUUUAAACUUUGGAUGUAAGACAGUUUGGAAGAGGACUCUGUUUUGUUGUUGUUUAAACGACAUUGGACACUGUUGAACACAGUUAUGGAUUGAAUAAAGGAGAAGAAGAGGAGGAUAAGGAAAGGGCAGGGGAAUGGAACAGACAGUACAAAGAAAGGACAGAGAGAGUGAAAGAGGGGUAUGCGGCCCUACCAGUCUCUUAAGUAAACUUUGUUUCUCUUGCUCUCUCUUUCUUUCUCUCUUGCUCUCUCUCUCUGAAAUCUCUCUGGAAUCUCUCUCUCUGGAAUCUCUCUGGUCUCCACCUGUCUGUCCAGUGUAACCUGUGGAACAGCAUACUGAUGCCGGGAAACACACACACACACACACACACACACACACACACACUGUCGGACCUACUUUAAGCCCAUGCCAGUCAGCAACAAUUGGCAGAAAGUAAACACACUUUAAUCUAAACACAAACCAUACACAGCACAGCAUGGCUCCCUGCCCUACAGACACACUUCACUUCUCUCUCUGAGACACACACACACACAACGCCUCCCUUUGUCAGUGCACAAGCGGAGGCUGUGUGUGUUUGUGUGUCUUCAGUGUUCAUUGGCUCCGUGGUUGUAUCGGAGGAAAGGUUAAACAAACAUACAGUAGGGUUUGUUUGGGGGCGCGCCUGCCAGCUUUGUAUUCUUUGUUUUACAGAGAAACAUGCAACACACACAAACACUUUCUCUCUCUCAAAGAGGAACACAAAAUACACCCACACACACAGUCAGACACACGAGAGGGACGCCGCGGAACACGAGACACAUGCAGAAAAACACACAAACACACAAGAGGGACUCCGCAGAAUACGCAACACAUUCAAAUGCAUAGACAUACACAUGAUAGGGACUCGGCAGAAUAUGCAACCCACACGUCCACUCUCUCUCUCUUACACAUACACACGCACACACAUAACACACAAAACUGGGUGACGAUUAACCACCUCUUCCAAGAAUCUGUGGUGGGUUGUAUCUGUGUUUAUAGUGUAUGUACAGGUGUAGGAUCUUAAUUUGAUCCAGCUUUCUAAUGCAGGAACAUAAUCCUGCAGCAACAGUAAAUGUGAAUUAUUCUAAUUAUAUUAUAAUUCUUGGACAUUUUUGUGGGGGGUUUUGCGGGGGAAAUUACAAACUUCAGAAGUCUUUUUAAACCUCAAAUACACAACAAUUUAGAAAUUUCCUGCACCCGCAAAUUAAGAGCCUCCAUCUGUAUAGUUCUUAUACUGUGUAAACUUGAGGGAGAGGGUGGAGACACCAAGUGAACCAUAAAUUGUUAGUUUUUUUCACAAGUGUGACAGCCGUCUUUAUUUGUUUGGUUGCUGUUUUAAUCCUGUCACUUCCAACAUUUUUUUUACUUUGAUCAAGUUUGCUCACUGGACCCUCGCUCACACAUAUAGACACUCCUACUGGUUGCAAAAAUAUGCAUUUUUACAAUCUAGCCAAUUUUGACCCUGGUAUUGCUACCAUCAAUGUUUUACCAACUGUGCCACACAGGACCCCAACAUGUAUUUUUUUGAAAAUCUGAGAAUUUGGGAAAAUAACCAAUUUUGCAACCAUAAACAAGACAGAGUAUGUUAUAGACACAUUGUUCCCCAGCAUGUUCCUCUUUGGGUUGAUAUAUCAUUGUUGUUCUGUUUCAUACAGUGUAGUACAACACACACACACUCAGGGUUUCCCAACACACAAUCUGACAACAGUUAUGAACAUGGACCUAUAGGCUUAGAUACAACACACACACACACACACACACACACACACAUUGGAGCUGUACGUUUAUUACAUACAUAUUCAGUCCAGCAAAUACAAUUUAUUUACUUUGUAGCAUGUUGGUUAUGUGAAUAUGCCAUUUUUGUGUGUUACAGAACAGUGGUUCCCAAACUUUUUAUAGUCCCGUACCCCUUCAAACAUUCAACCUCCAGCUGCAUACCCCCUCUAGCACCAGGGUCAGCGCAUUCUCAAAUGUUGUUUUUUGCCUGCCACACAUACACUAUGUGAUACAUUUAUUAAACAUGAGAAUUAGUGUGAGUUUUGUCACAACCUGGCUUGUGGGAAAUGACAAAGAGCUCUUUUUAGGAACAGGGCACAAAUAAUCAUAUAAUAAUAAUCAAUCAUUUUGCUCUUUACAUAUAAAACCUUAUUUGUUCAUUGAAAAUUGUGAAUAACCCACAACAGGUUAAUGAGAAAGGUGUGCUUGAAAGGAUGCACAUAACUCUGCGAUAUUGGGUUCUAUUGGAGAUAAUUUUAGUUUUCAUGCUAGUGAGGGAAUCCACUCUCACAUAGGUACGUGGUUGCAAAGGGCAUCAGUAUCUUAACAGCGCAAUUUCAAAAGGCAGGAUACUCUGAGUGCAGCCCAAUCUAGAAAUAGGUGGCUUCAUUGGCUUCUGAUUAAAUUCAAUUUUCACAGAACAGCUUGUUGCAAUUUCGAUGAGACUCGUUUGUUCAGAAGUAAGUGGACUUGAGGCAGGACAUGAAAGGGAUAACGAUCCAGUUGUUUCUGUCAUCUAUUUUGGGGAAGUACCUGCAUAAUUGCACACCCAAUUCACUCAGGUGCUUCGCUGUAUCACAUUUGACAUUGUCCAUAAACUUGUGUUCUCACAAAAAAAUCAUACAAUGAUGGAAAGUCCUGUGUGUUGUCCUUAAUAAAGACAGAGAAGAGCUCCAACUUCUUAAUCAUAGCCUCAAUUUUGUCCUGCACAUUGAAUAUUGAAUAUAGUUGCGGAGAGUCCCUGUGAUCCUAGAUUCAGAUCAUUCAGGUGAGAAAAAACUUCACCCAGAUAGGCCAGUCGUGUGAGAAACUCGUCAUCAUGCAAGCGGUCAGACAAGUGAAAAUCAUGGUCAGUUAGGAAAACUUUAAGCUCAUCUCUCAAUUAAAAAAAAAAACGUGUCAAUACUUUGCCCCUUGAUAACCAGCACACUUCUGUAUGUUGUAAAAGCGUUACAUGGUCGCUGCCCAUAUCAUUGCAUAGUGCAUAAAAUACAUGAGAGUUCAGGGGCCUUGCUUUAACAAAGUUAACCAUUUUCACUGUAGUGUCCAAAACGAUUUUUAAGCUGUCAUGCAUUCCCUUGGCAACAAGAGCCUCGCGGUGGAUGCUGCAGUGUACCCAAGUGGUGUUGGGAGCAACUGCUUGCACGCGCGUUACCACUCUACUAUGUCUCCCUGUCAUGGCUUUUGCACCAUCAGUACAGAUGCCAACAUGAGCAGCAGCUCAUGUUGUUAGUGGAAUUCCUGUGGGAGAGUUAAUGUAAUUGGAUGUUAAUUAUUUGACUAAGCUACCUGUAUUUGACAUUAUGUUGUUUUCGCUGAACACUAGCUGGUUUAAUUUUAUUUUUGGCAGUGAAAUGAGGCUACUCAUGCGAGUGGAAAAAACCUCACCAAAAUGUAUAGCCCCCGUUGGAAAAUCUAAAUGGACUGUUUGAAAAUGUGAAGAAGAAAGAAAUGGGGUCGGGGGGUAAAUACCCGCUAUAGAUGAUUUGCACCUUGGGUCCUGUGUGUGUUUGUAUAUGUAAAUAUGGCUUUGAAAGCCUGAAUUGAUACACUAUAAUCAUAAAUGUAAUCACUGCCAGAUACUAUGUUGGUUACUUUCAAAAUCUCUCCCUGUCCUUGAAAAAGAUACUGCGUGCAGUUCAGUUGUAAAAUUACAGGUUUGUUUUUUUUGUUCAUGGGAAUAUGGUUCGGUGAACUCUAGGUGUGCAUGCGUGUACGCAUGGGUGUUGAGAGAGGUGUAGCAGCUGCACGUGUAAGGGACGGGUGUGAAAUGUGAUAAAGACAGAUCUUAUUCUACAUAGCUAUACUGCGCUCUCUGUGUCAAUCUCUCUCUCUCUCUCUCUCUCUCUGUCUCUCUGUCUCUCUGUCUCUCUGUCUCUGUGUUCUGUGUGUAUAAGAGAAACAGAGAGAGGAGAAAACCGUUAUAAAACCAAAGGGCACAUUCUCAGAACAAAAGGUGUAUCGUUUUUUUUUUAAAUAAGUUUUUACAUGCUUUAACCACACGUUCUCUCCUAGGCUGUGUCCCGAAUCGCACUCUAUUCCCUACGUGUGCAACUUCUGACCAGGCCACCAUUGGCCCUGAUCAAAAGAAGUGCACUGAAUAGAAAAUUGUGUGCCAUUUGGUAAACUAUCCUUUCCUACACUCCUUUUACAAAUGUUGUUCUGUUUUAAUCUCGUUUGAUAAUGAUAGGACACUUAUGGAACGUAUGUACACAUAUACAAUGUAUUCUGAUGUUCCUUUGACUAGGAUGUUAAAUGUGUGUUAAAUAAAGUGCUGAAUACUGGUAA
Molecule: messenger RNA, 6216 nt
Organism: Oncorhynchus masou masou (cherry salmon)
Lineage: Eukaryota; Metazoa; Chordata; Actinopteri; Salmoniformes; Salmonidae
Gene: tnfsf10l
Product: TNF superfamily member 10, like
Exons: 6
Coding region: 295-1260 (321 amino acids)
Biological process (GO): immune response
Cellular component (GO): membrane
Molecular function (GO): tumor necrosis factor receptor binding
Source: RefSeq, a predicted model, not a curated record